GGGCAGCUGGAGCAGAGCAUUCAGGUGAACAACUGUCUGCGACUGCAGCUUGAACAGCAGUUGGAUGGUGGUGCCAGCAAAGCCAGCCUCAGCCCCUCCUCUGUUAACCAGAAAUUCCCCAACAACACUGACCCUGGAAACAAGCAGCUGCUCUUCCAAGAUUCAGUUGCCUCCCCUCCAGUUCGGGAUGUGGGCAUGAAUUCUCCAGUUCUGGUCCUCCCCAGCUCCUCUUCUGCUGCUUCUGGCUCAGAGACCACAACCUUCAACAGGAAAAAUGAGCUGGGUUUGGAUGCUUCUCCAGUAAUGAAGAACCCUCCCAAGCUGGAGGGUGAUGCUACUGAUGGCUCCUUUGCCAAUAAGCAUGGCCGCCAUGUCAUUGGCCACGUUGAUGACUAUAGUGCCCUAAGACAGCAGAUUGAAGAGGGCAGACUGCUGGUCAAGAAGGUAGCAUCCCUCGUGAGAUCAACCUGCAACUUCCUUGGCCUUGAAGCUCUAGGCACAGAGGUGAUGGGCAGUGAAGCCAUCCAUGAGCUCAGGAGCAGCGCCAACGCCCUGCACCACCGGCUGGAGGAGUCCGCCUCCCUCCUCACCAUGUUCUGGCGAGCAGCCUUGCCAAGCUCCCAUGGCCCUGCGCUGGGUGGCAAAGUGGGAGAGUCCAUGAAAAGGGAGCUUCUGGAACUGAGAACCAAACUAUCCAGACAGGAGAGUCUCCUUCAGAGCACAGCUGAGCAUCUGAAGACCGCCAACCAGCAGAAGGAGAGCUUGGAGCAGUUCAUCUUCAGCCAGUUGACCAGGACACAUGAUGUUUUAAAGAAGGCAAGGACUAAUCUGGAGGUAAGGAAACCAUUGCAACAGUCAGAGCCAUAG
Messenger RNA from Hippopotamus amphibius kiboko, 867 nucleotides. Its product is annotated as myomegalin-like. The transcript is spliced from 6 exons. Lineage: Eukaryota; Metazoa; Chordata; Mammalia; Artiodactyla; Hippopotamidae. The annotation marks the transcript as partial. The record is from RefSeq and is a predicted model, not a curated record.